Molecule: messenger RNA, 1497 nt
Organism: Protopterus annectens (West African lungfish)
Lineage: Eukaryota; Metazoa; Chordata; Ceratodontiformes; Protopteridae
Exons: 1
Coding region: 1-1497 (498 amino acids)
Source: RefSeq, a predicted model, not a curated record
AUGGCUACUGGAUCUCAAAUUUUAUUUGAUACUUCAGACUCGUUGGAUAAUGAUGGUGCCAACCCAGUUGGUUUAAAUUUAACCAGCAGUAAUAACGAGUCAACCUCUUUUGGGAAACUAACGGUUCUUAUUGAACUCCUCACACAACGUGUGGAGAACCUUGCAAGCCAGGUUGCAGGGAUUAUGAGCCGUAGUCCUAACGUUAAUGCCUCUAAUUUCGACAAGCCUAGGGACAUUAUUAAUCGUGAUAAUAGUGGAAACAAUGACCGGAAUAAAACUGCGAAUGAAGCAUUAGACAGUACUUCACAAUGUUUAAAUGGUCCGAAUCAACUACCUCAGCAGCUUCAACAACAGCAGCUACUGAACUCUGAACUCAACGUACUCCCAGGAUCGAAUGAUCGAGUGAACCGGAACUUGAACUUUACUUUAGCUGCUUCUAACAACGCGAAUGGAAAUAACUGUAAUGUAAGAGCGAUACCGUUGAAUAGGUCUGGUAACAUCAAUGGAAAUACUUAUGCUGCCAGAGCGGGACCGUCGAAUGGUUCGGACAAUUUUCUAAUUCGCAGUAAUUCUUCCAUAAAUACAGGUACUGUUUCUCCUAUCCCAGUAUUAAAUGACUGGUUGAAAGAGCCAAACAACUUGUUCAAUAAUAAUGUCGAGGAUAUGCGACAUAAUGAUAAUGUAAACUCUAACGAUUUGGCUAACAACUUAAAGACUUUUGACUUAAAGCUCUUUAAAUUUAAAAAGUUACAAAUAGAGAUACAAUAUCUUAAAGAGUGUAAUAUAAGACAACGAGUACCUAAGGGUCUGAGACAGUGGCGUUUUCCGAAUGGUUUAGUGCCACACUCACAGUUUCAUCAGGAUCUUCUGCAUCUUUUUGAUAAACAAGGACUAGAGUUUAUUGACUGCCUUAUUAAAAACUAUAGUGAACAAUUGUUGUGCUUGGAAAAUGAAGUCACUGUAUUAGAUAAUGCCAUUAGGAUGGAUAAGAAUUUUCCUAGAUAUAAAUUUGAUUUUCUGCAUAUUUUUUCCAGUAUUGAUAGCUCGUUGGAGAAAAUCAAAGAGAACAAAGUUAAGAAAUUAAGCAGGGAUGCUUUGGCUUACACCAAAGGUACUGUGUACCCCCUCCCUAAAACAAAUGUCGGGAAUAAUAAAACUGUACUGAGCAGUGGUAAUAUAAUUUCCACUGUUGACAAUGUUGACCCUGAAUGUUCAUUCCAGUCAGUAGAUGUUGUGCAUGAACAAUGUGAAAUGAGUGAUAAUUCACCAAUAAGGAGAAGUGAAAGAAUUGCUAAUAAGGGAACCAACAUUGGUGUAAAUAACAAUAAUGGCAAUUCAAGGAAUAAUAAUAGUAAAAUUUUUUUUCAGGCUGGGGGAAAAAGAAUGGUCAACAACAUGUACCCAGAUAUCAGACUCAGAAGAAGAGGAAGAGGAAAUACCAGAACAAGAGGAAGAAAUGAUGAUUCCUCUUAUAUGCCCUGGUUUUCAUCCUAUUGA